AUUUUAUAGAGGUGGUUGUAGAGACACGGUUGUUGUAGGUUAUGUCUUCUUCCCAGAAAUGGAAGCCUUCAUGGUCUAUUGCAGCCACCGUUGCUUCUAUCAUAAUGCUCGUUUCGGUGGUUCAUAUUUUCCUUGUUCCUGCAGUGCCUUCUUUUAGUUACUUUAGUGCCUCUCAAGUUCAGAAUAGAUGUGUUCCCAUCAAUGGGUCGGUUGAAGAAGUGGCAAUUCAGAGUUCUAAUGUAGGAUCAAUCGACCUUGCUCGAGGAAAUUCACAACCACACCUGGUAAAUCAUACUUUCCCUGCUGACUUGCAUGGGGCAGUCAUUCAUCGCAAUGCCUCCUGGAAGGCUGAGAUUGGACAGUGGCUUUCUGCUUGUGAUGAAUUUACUAAGGAAACUGAUAUUAUUGAGCCAAUAGGUGGUAGAAACUGCAUGUAUGACUGCAGUGGUCAAGGUGUCUGUAAUCAUGAUUUGGGACAAUGUAGGUGCUUUCACGGCUUCAGAGGGGAAGGAUGUUCUGAGAGACUUCACUUAAGUUGUAAUAACCAAAAUACCUCCGAGCUACCAUAUGGCCGAUGGGUUGUGUCAAUUUGUUCUGCUUAUUGUGACACAACAAGAGCAAUGUGCUUUUGUGGAGAAGGGACGAAGUAUCCAAAUCGGCCAGUUGCCGAGGCUUGUGGGUUCCAAGCGAAUUUACCUUCAGAGCCUGGAGGACCCAUAUUGACUGAUUGGGCAAAAGCUGACCUAGAUAACAUUUUUACAACAAAUGGUAGCAAACCUGGAUGGUGUAAUGUCGAUCCAGCUGAAGCAUAUGCUUUUAGGGUGAAAUUUAAAGAGCAAUGUAACUGUAAAUAUGAUUGUCUCUGGGGACGAUUCUGUGAAAUACCUGUCCAAUGCACUUGUAUUAAUCAGUGUUCUGGACAUGGGCAUUGUCGUGGCGGAUUCUGUCAGUGUGACAAAGGCUGGUACGGGACGGACUGUAGCAUUCCUUCUGUCAUUUCAACGAUCAAAGAGUGGCCCCAGUGGCUUCGACCAGCUAGGAUUAAUGUUCCUAGUGAUACAGAUCUCACAGCAAAUCUUGGUAGCUUCAGUGCCAUGGUAAAAAAGAGAAGACCUCUUAUAUAUGUUUAUGAUCUACCUCCAGAGUUCAACAGUUUGCUCCUUGAGGGGCGACAUUUUAGGUUCGAGUGUGUUAACAGGAUAUAUGAUGGCAGGAAUGCAACUCUGUGGACAGAUCAGUUGUAUGGUUCCCAGAUGGCACUCUAUGAAAGUAUUCUAGCCAGCUCAUACCGAACGCUAAAUGCUGAAGAGGCAGACUUUUUCUUUGUUCCUGUUCUUGAUGCAUGCAUCAUAACACGUGCUGAUGAUGCACCUCACUUAAGUAUGCAGGAACAUCAGGGCCUGAGGAGCUCUCUCACUUUGGAGUUCUAUAAAAAGGCAUAUGAUCACAUUGUUAUGCAGUAUCCAUAUUGGAAUCACUCAUUAGGAAGAGACCAUAUAUGGUCCUUUUCUUGGGAUGAAGGUGCUUGCUCUGCUCCUAAGGAGAUAUGGAGUAGUAUGAUGUUAGUACACUGGGGUAAUACAAAUUCAAAGCAUAACCAUUCAACAACAGCUUAUUGGGCUGACAGCUGGGACGAUAUUUCUUCUGAUAGGAGAGGCAAUCAUCCAUGUUUUGACCCUGCUAAAGAUCUUGUACUUCCUGCUUGGAAGCUCCCUGAUGCGAAUGUCCUAAGCGCCAAACUUUGGGCUAGGUCCCGAGAACAGCGGAAGACAUUAUUUUACUUCAAUGGAAACCUUGGGCCAGCCUACAACAAUGGAAGACCAGAAGCCUCGUAUAGCAUGGGCAUUAGGCAGAAAGUGGCAGAAGAAUUUGGAUCAAGCCCCAACAAGGAAGGAAAGCUUGGAAGACAGCAUGCAGAUGACGUGAUUGUAACUCCACUACGUUCUCAGAAUUAUCACAUGGAUUUAGCCAGUUCUAUUUUCUGUGGGGUCUUUCCUGGAGAUGGUUGGAGUGGUCGUAUGGAAGACAGUGUUUUGCAAGGGUGCAUUCCUGUGAUAGUCCAGGAUGGGAUAUUCCUACCAUACGAGAAUGUACUGAACUACAAAAGCUUUGCUGUUCGAAUACUUGAAGCUGACAUUCCAAAUUUAAUAAAUAUUCUCCGGGGUUUUAACGAGACAGAGAUAGAGUUCAAGUUGAGAAAUUUACAAAAAAUCUGGCAAAGGUUCUUGUAUCGUGAUUCUAUUUUACUUGAAGCUGAGAGGCAGAAAACUGCUUUUGGGCGUGUGGAGGAUUGGGCAGCCAAAUUAUUGGAGUUAAGCGAAGAUGAUGUCUUUGCGACAUUUAUACAGGUUUUGCACUACAAAUUGCAUAAUGACCCGUGGAGAAGACAAUUUGAUCGUCGGAAAAAAGAGUACGGGUUACCAGAAGAAUGUUUGAGAAGAACCAGCUGAGCCUGAGGAGCUGAAAGCCACAAGAAGCAUUGCAUUUUAGACACUAGACAUUCAUACACAUACUCAGAUGUGAA
Molecule: messenger RNA, 2524 nt
Organism: Carica papaya (papaya)
Lineage: Eukaryota; Viridiplantae; Streptophyta; Magnoliopsida; Brassicales; Caricaceae
Product: exostosin family protein
Molecular function (GO): glycosyltransferase activity
Source: RefSeq, a predicted model, not a curated record